Molecule: messenger RNA, 3668 nt
Organism: Ornithorhynchus anatinus (platypus)
Lineage: Eukaryota; Metazoa; Chordata; Mammalia; Monotremata; Ornithorhynchidae
Gene: CBLN4
Product: cerebellin 4 precursor
Exons: 3
Coding region: 370-984 (204 amino acids)
Molecular function (GO): protein binding
Source: RefSeq, a predicted model, not a curated record
CGCGGGAGAUCGUUAAAGGACAAAGGUAAGAGAGAGCGGCAGCCAGCGAGGGACAGGGAAGACUUGGAGUCGGAGCCAGAGAAUCGGAGGGAGUGCGGGCGAGGCGGCUGCCGCUGCUGCUGCUGCUGCUGCUGCUGCUGCUGCAACCGCUGCAACGGCUGCAGCUGCUGCAGCCGCCGCCGGUGGCUGGGAGAGCUGCCGGGGGAAGCGAGACUCGGGACUCCAGCUGCUGCUGCUGCUGCUGCUGCUGCUGCUGCUGCUGCUGCUGCAACCGUGGCCGGUGCAACGAGUGCGCGGGGGGCCCGGGGUGCCCGGGGUGCCCGGGGUGCAGCGGGUGCCACGGUGGCCGCCCCCUCCGCCCCGGCGAGGAUGCCGAGCAUGGGGUCGGGCCGCCGGGCUCUGUGCGUGGUGCCCGCGGUGCUGCUGGCCCUCAGCCUCCCCGGCCCGGCCGUCCGGGCGCAGAACGACACGGAGCCCAUCGUGCUGGAGGGCAAGUGCCUGGUGGUCUGCGACUCCAACCCCGCCGCCGACUCCAAGGGCUCCUCGUCGUCCCCGCUGGGGAUCUCCGUCCGGGCCGCCAACUCCAAGGUGGCCUUCUCGGCCGUCAGGAGCACCAACCACGAGCCGUCCGAGAUGAGCAACAAGACAAGGAUUAUUUACUUCGACCAGAUCCUAGUAAAUGUGGGGAAUUUUUUCACAUUGGAGUCUGUCUUUGUAGCACCAAGGAAAGGAAUUUACAGUUUCAGUUUUCAUGUAAUUAAAGUCUAUCAGAGCCAAACUAUCCAGGUUAAUCUGAUGUUAAAUGGAAAACCAGUAAUUUCUGCCUUCGCUGGGGACAAAGAUGUAACUCGUGAAGCUGCUACUAAUGGAGUCCUACUCUAUCUAGAUAAGGAGGACAAGGUGUAUCUGAAACUGGAGAAAGGUAAUCUGGUUGGAGGCUGGCAGUAUUCUACGUUUUCUGGCUUUCUGGUGUUUCCCCUGUAAAGUCUGAUUUCUCUGUGACAUCCAUCCAGGUGUGGAGCAGCCAAUUCCUCUGUUAUUUGAAGAUCAUUUUAUCAUCAUUGGAUUGAUGUUUCUUUAUUGGUUUCUCAUGGGUGAAUAUGGAUUCUCUUGAAGGCUUUUGGGCCUUUCUGAACUACUCUGAAGUUUCAUAAAAUUCUGGUGUGUUUAAGUAUAUUUGGAUUAAGACUUAAAGCAGACAAUACGUAUCUAUGCUUAAUGUAACAUUCUACAGCAGCCUGCAAGAUUUAUUCGGUUUUCGUUUACUGGACUUAUUGGAUUCAUUGGAGAAGUGGAAUUCUUUUGCUUUGAAACGACUGGCAACCAGGUUAUGAUUUAGGAAAAUUUCAGUUCUCACUUCAAUCAAGAAUUAGCGCGUUGCUGCCAAAGAACUGUGUACUUAUGGGUUAUCUUUGCUUUCUGAUCCUGUGGACUUAGUUUGUUUUGCUCACCCAGGGUUGUGAUUCAACGACUGGCUGUAUGUCUUCUCGACGUUUAGCGUACUGGAUGGUUCACCCAUAUAUUUACCUUGAAUCAGUGAUCACAAACGUGGCUAUCCUGAAGGAGAUUAAUCGCAUCACAGUUGUAUUUUAAUUGUACAAGUGAAAGAGUCCUAUUUUCCAAAUGAUAUUUUCUAAUAGCAAGAAUAGAUCAUAAUUCUAGAAACAAAUAAACAAACAAAUAAAAUCCCUUGCUUACCAUUGUUAGAAGUGAUCACUCCGUAAAAUUCUGCAAAACAGUUUCCCCCUGCAGGAAAUCUUACACUUUAUUCUUCAAUUUUAAUUAACAUGAUUUAUAAUAACCACUUUAUUAAAAACCUAAGGGAUUCUUGCCUUAGACACAACCACUUUAUUAGCUGGAUAUGAGAUCCCCUUGUUUUUAAUUAUGUCUAUUUUUCAAGCCUUCUGUUGUGUUAGAGGUAUCAUCUGGUUUUGCCUUAACUCCUCAAAUGUAUAUAAUUGUAGAUCAUCUGUUUAGCUGAUAUUAAAUCCAAAUAACUAGUAUCUGAAUUUGGUGCAAUAUUUUUGUCUUUUGUAAAGGUCAUAUGAAUUCAUAAAUUUAUUAAUUAUGUCAUAAACAUAAUAAAGGUUAAUAUAUGUUAGAUGAAUGAUCUUUACUGUCGGGUCUGGAAGAAAAAUGUAUUCUGUGAUUUGUUUCUUGGUGUUCUCCUCUGUCCAAGGCAAGGAUCCCAAAUGUGAGGAACAUGUCCUCCAAAUUAGUAUAGGAAAUCUUUACCGUUUUUAAUCGGGCUAAAUACUGCAGACGUGCAACAUGCAGAAAGAUAAUCAAUGGACUUAGAAAACACUUUUCUCAGAGACAUUUAUCAUUUGGACACUCAGACAUUCAAAAACUUAUGUCACUGAUGAAUGAGAUGCUGGGAAAGGAUCGACAACUCAGAAUAUGAAGAAGGAAGUCAUUUCAGGCCUAACAUAAUACUCUGGCAUGACAGAAUGAUCCUUUCCCCUUUUUUAGGAGUCCCCCCCCACCCUUUUUUUCCCAGUGGUGAUUCUUCUGGAGAUUAGACAGCCUGCAGCCAGCUAGGUAGAAUGGAAACUAGAUUGUAAACUCCUUGAAGGCAGGGAUCGAGUCUACCACCUCUGAUAUACUGUACUCCCCUAAAUGCUAAGUACAGUGCUCUGCCCAAAGUAAGCACUCAGUAAGCAUCAUUAAUUGCUUAAUUCACAUAUUUUGGAAGUCCAGUCAGUGGGGGUGGCUGGGUCCUCUGCGUAAUUGAUUCGGUGUUGCAGUUUGAUAGGAAAUGGGAACCCGGGCCUCAAGAAGGUCUGCUUUGCAUUUUGAAUCUUUACAUUUUUGGCAUUUCAUUUAAUCACUAGCAAACGUACAUGGAGAAUUCCAAAAGAAGAUGUUCAACCAUGCAUUUUAAGAAAUCUAGCCAAGGACACCGUAACCUUUUACUUGAAAAGUUGCUUCCUACCUAGUUAUAUGAGAAAAUUACUUGUAAAAUUUUGACUGCUCACUUUCCUGGUCAAAAGAUAAAUAACGAAAUGGGAAUCUAUGCAUUGAGCCGUGUAAAAAGAAUAUGUGAUACUGUUUGCAGGAUGCAUUUAAAGGUUCUCUAAAGCAAUUCCAGUCUUUUGGAUCCAUCCAAAAUGCCCUUUGAGAAUUUGACUAAAGACUAAGUUUGCCUUAGAACCACUGCCUUGUAAAAGUUUCUGUACACAGAAGCCGCAUUUCUUUCUUAAUGUUGUCAUUCUUACUCGAUGAAGUAUGCUGUUUAUUGGUUCUGGCAAAUGGGUUCGGAUUCAUUUUGUGUUGCCAAUAUCUAUGUAAAACGUAGCGAAGCAAUUUAGGUGGUGAUUAAAACACAGAACUAUGUAUAUGUGGAAUCUUUCCUAACCCCCUUCUGAGGUCAAAAUUCUGAGCUGCUCAUUAUUUUACGUGAAGUGCCAAAUCAUGCAAAAUACAGAGAAUGACUUGACCUUCCAAUACUCUGGAGUACCAAAAUAAUGCUAGGAAGGAAAAAUGUAGUUGGAGCUUCACAUACAACCCAGCUUCCUGCAGACUGUGGUUUGAAAACUUGUUGUGCACAAAGGUCUCUGCUCCAGUGGAACAAUAGCGGAGCACUGAGGAAAUUUCCAAAUCUGUACAGCAUCCAUGAAGGUCUUAGAAACGUAACUUGAACUGAAAUAAAAAUGCCUGUUUGUUCA